CGCGCUGAAGCAUGGCGUCGUCGUCCAAGCUGGAGGAGCUGGAAUUAACCCGCGAAGAGGUGGACCGCUUCUCUAAAGCGCUGAAAGAUGAAAAGUUCAGAAAAAUGUUAUCCGACUAUGCGGAGGAAAUCUCUAAACCGGAAAAUAAGAAGAAAUACGAAGAGGAAAUAACCCAGCUGGAGCGAGAAAGAGGAGUGGAUGUAAAGUUUGUGCACCCCAUCCCGGGCCAUGUCCUGAAGACCAGCGUUAACGGUGACAAAAAAUGUUUCAUCAACGUCUGCAGCAAUGAUCUGAUAAAUAAACCCACUUGCGAACCGGCAAAGGGCAACGACGGGGCACUGGGGCAACAGUGGUCUCUGCCCUACAGCCUCACGCCUGGGAGGGAAGAUCUGGCUGCAGAGGGUAAAAAAUAUCUGAUUUAUGAUGUGGUGUUUCACCCGGACACUCUGUACAUGGCUGACAGGAAUAAGAAGUUUAGAAAAAUGGUGGAUGAAAUUUCACUGGACGCGAUAGAGAAGCAACUAAAUGCAAAGCUGGAUUUGAGAAACGUUAAAACUUUGAAAAUAAAAUAUAAGGGGUUGCCCCACUCUGCUGUUAUUCGCAAACCACUUCCUGGUGGCCCUAAGGAAAUUCCAGAAGAAGACAGUCCUUUAAGGUUCCCUUAUCCCUACGAGCUUCCAAAAUCAGAAAAGACCACUCGAAGCGAUAUCAAGAAUAAAAGUACGACUGAGAUAUCAAACGCCUUUGGAAAGGAUCAGAAUAAGAAAAUGCAGGACAACAAAUUUACCCAACCUAAAUACUCCAUUGUUUACCGAUCAUCUUUUGACUUGCAAGAUUAUCGAUAUGCCCGCGAUGCUGUCCCUAGUACCAGACCUAAAGAACUUGUGGUGACUAUCGACCUUCCUCUGCUUAAUUCUGUCGAGAAUGCUAGUUUGGAUGUGACCGAAAAAUUGUUAUGUUUGGAGUCGCAGAAACCAGCUUAUAAACUUGAUUUGACCCUCCCAUACCCGGUAGAUGAAAAUCAGGGGUCGGCUAAAUUUAACAAAUCCAAGAGACAGCUUGUGGUUACUUUGCCAGUUGUUCCUGCAAAGCAAGUCCUAGAACUGGGAAAAUCCCACGAUAGUGACUUUGAGCCGGCAGGGAAGGACAGUGAAUCCAUGGAGAAUACUGACGAGUCAGUACUGAUACCAGAAAUGAAUAAAUUUGAAGGAGAUUCCCAAGAGAAAUAUGGACAAAAUGAUACAGCUUGUAUAAAUUAUGAAGAUGGGUGUAAGGAUUUUAAUUGGGAGCAAUCUCAAACUAAUGAACACCUUGGAUUCAGCCACAUUACAGCAUCCAUCACAUCAAGUGUGAAAGUAACUACUACUAUUUCAAGUAAUCACUUUCUGAAACCAAAUGAUGUGAUUGUUUCUCCCCAGAUUGUCUCAGAAGUGGAUUCAGAAGGACAGAAGAACCUCCCUGAGGAAGGUGCAGUAACUUCUAAUGAUAAAAGUUAUGUGGCUCAGGAAAGGCAUUGCAAUAGUACAAUAGAUGGACAAGUAACUGAGCACCCACAAGUAAAUUCAUCUGAAAAUACCAAAUCCUGCUCGGAAGACUCUUUAAAGGAAAAUGAAGCUGUGUGUCCAGAUUUCCAUUACCAUCAGAAUGAAAACUCGGUUACAUUUAUACUGCAAGUGAGAAAUAUCAAUGAAAAUAGUUUGAAAUCUGUUCUUCAUACCCACAAUUAUAACAUGACUUUUGGAACAACACACUCAGAUGCCUUAUAUUCGUUGAUUAUUCAGUUUCCAUCUGAACAUCAGUUGGACACCAGAGAAAGCAUACUGAACAUAUCAAAAGACAAUGCCGCAGUGGUGUUAAUGAAGUCAUCGGAGAGCCGAGGUUCCUGGCAAAGCUUUUGUGCUGGAAGUACACACAACUCCUUGCAGCACAAGUUGUUUGUAACUUCAGAAAAUGCUGAACAAUUCCUGAGUACUUCCUUAAAGAAAACAGACCCUGCUGAUCCAACUGAAAAAUGUUCGGCAGAGUUGAGAGUGUCAGAAGUCUGUGAAAGUGGUCUGGUUAUUUACUCAAAGUUUCAGCAGCAAGAGGAGGAUGAAAUCAUCUCUCAUGCAUGUGAUCUGAAUCACAGUACAGCUGGCAUUACUCCAUCAAACCUUCAGCAACGUGGAGAAGAAAUGGGCUUGACUGAAUCUAUUGCAAGUGAUAAAAAGGCAGAGAGGGACCCAUCAUUGUCAGAUGAUGGUGUUGAAUUUGUAUCCAAUCAACAAGAUGAACUGGUUAUCCUGUCAGAGAAUUGUGAUAAUUCUGUACAUUUACACAAUUCAUCAGAAGGAACAAGGGUAAUUUUGAAGCCUGGAGUGGACCAGGUAUCUGAAAGUGGCUGCAUGAAUCCCAUUGAUGGGAAUAAGCUUGUUAGUGAAAUUGAAGUUGAAAGUCAGUCACCCUCAGAGCUUGGUGUACUGCAAGCAGAGGAUCCAAUAUCUGUGAAUGAUGAGUCCUCAGCCAGUUCUGUGUGUGCAAAAAGGGAGGGCGUUGAUAAUGAGUUUCUUGAUGAAGAUGACCUUCCAGCUGAUCAAAUGAAUGACAAUCAUUCAGAGUUUGUUAAAGGAACAGCUUCAUUCCAAGUUCUGGAGGAAAUUGAUCAUGCUGAUAAAAGUGUGAAGGUUAUUUGUGACCAUACAACACAUUCUGCAUUCACCUUUCAGAAUACUGAACUUUAUCAGUUAGAUUAAAGAAAAACUUCUAUUU
Molecule: messenger RNA, 2748 nt
Organism: Mobula hypostoma (lesser devil ray)
Lineage: Eukaryota; Metazoa; Chordata; Chondrichthyes; Myliobatiformes; Myliobatidae
Gene: dnaaf2
Product: dynein axonemal assembly factor 2
Exons: 3
Coding region: 12-2732 (906 amino acids)
Biological process (GO): cilium-dependent cell motility; axonemal dynein complex assembly; epithelial cilium movement involved in extracellular fluid movement
Cellular component (GO): cytoplasm
Source: RefSeq, a predicted model, not a curated record